ACAUCUAGCUGUCAUCCGAGCAAAAAGUGCAUGUAUUGGCGCGAAAUAAAUCUAACCAACACAAGUGCAUUUUUGCUCCGAAUGACAGCUGGAUACAAAUAAAACUGAAUAAUUAGAAGAAUAAUUUAAUUUAUGUUGAAAUCGUGUAUUUAAAGUUCAAUUUUAAUUUUCAUUGUGCUGCUUAAUUUGUUUGCUAAAGUGCGUGCGCGAAAACGUGAUGAGAAAAAAAAGAGAUGCACCAAAAUGUCGACCGCAACGAUCCGUAUCCGCCGGUUCAUGACCAAGCAUCUGCUGAGUCGUAAACAUAUGAUCUCCGACAUCCUGCAUCCGGAUAUGGCUUGGGUCCCGAAGAAGGAAAUCCGUGACAAGUUGGCAGCCAUGCACAAAACCACUCCCGAUGUAGUGUUCGUGUUCGGAUUCCAGCUUUGUGAUGGUAAGUCGACCGGCUUUGUGCUGAUCUGCUACAUACCAAGAAGUACCAAGAACCCAAGCACCGAUCGGGACGCCGAGAGGAAGAUGAUCCGCAAUGAACGCAAGAACCGUAUGAAGGUGUGCUGUACCAAGAAGGCCAAGGUCGGAUAGGCAGUAUAGAAGUAAGCGAGUUGCUUGGAGUUGUGUUUACACUCCGUCGAAUUAAAUGGAAAUAUAAAGCUCUUAAUCUAAAUUAAAUUUAUGAUUCUAUUUUUAUCAAGAAAUUGUUCCAGGGAACCUUCCUUGAAUUCUCCUGGGACUACAUCGUGUCUUCCUGUAGGGAUG
Armigeres subalbatus is the source of this 756-nucleotide messenger RNA. Its product is annotated as small ribosomal subunit protein eS24-like. The transcript has a single exon. Gene Ontology annotation, biological process: translation. Bases 244 to 582 code for a protein of 112 amino acids. Gene Ontology annotation, cellular component: ribosome. The record is from RefSeq and is a predicted model, not a curated record. Lineage: Eukaryota; Metazoa; Arthropoda; Insecta; Diptera; Culicidae. Gene Ontology annotation, molecular function: structural constituent of ribosome.